AUGGCAUGCGCAAUACUUCUGGCAUUGAACCCUGAAAUGAGUAUGUUUGAGGAGAAGUAUAGCUUUAUCGAGCUCUUUGCUGGGGAAGCGUGGGUGACCCGCUGCAUGAAGUUUCAUGGACACAGUGCUGCGGCAUUGAAUCUAUUGUAUGGUGACCCACAGCCAAACAAACAAAAUGCAAUGGAUCUACUUUCUGAUGCUGGGUUUGGGCUGGCGCUGAUGACCAUAUUCAAUGGCAAAAUGGGGGCCUUCUUGUGUGUGAUGGGGCUGAUAUGCUCAAGCUUUGUGAGCAUAUCAGCUGGAACUCAUUGCCGAACUCCCCAUGCAACAUGGGGACGAACAGAUGUACCAAUGGUGGCUUGUGGAAAUAUGCUUGCUAGCCGGACAGUGCUGCUGAUCUAUGCCGUCGCUGCAAUGGACGGAGCCUGGGUCUUGGAGCAGCCCAGGUCAUCGGCAUUGCCUUGGCAUCCGAGAAUCGGCCAAUUGUGGAGAUCUUUACCCAAGGUCUACCAAGCACUUUGGUGGAUGGGGCAUUAUGGGAGCUUGACGAUGAAGCGUCACAUCGCUUGGUCAAAUUGUCGAACUGUCAAAUGCUUUGACCUUGGUGUGAUGUGCAAGGCUUAUCAACAGAAACAUUUCCGUCAUGGGGCAAAGUCAGCCCGAACUUACACGAACAAAAAAGGCAAACCUGCUUACCAUGGAACCAAAUACUUGAAGGGGACACAGACAUAUCCGCCAAAAUUUGGAAUGAAAGUGGCCCGUUUGCAUGGACGUUUUUGCUCCAAAAAGGAAGCCCUUCCAAAGUCAGCCUUUUCGGAACCAGUUGGUGAUGGCUUGAAGCUUUUCAGCCAGCUGGAAUGGGGGGACUGGUGGGAAUGCGCCAACAUGAAAUCGGUUUUCCUGUACCUCUGCGGUAGCAACGAUUUGGAACUUGGAGAGUGGAGGGAUCUAUUCCCCACUCAUGUUUAG
Messenger RNA from Durusdinium trenchii, 969 nucleotides. The record is from the annotation of a GenBank genome assembly. Lineage: Eukaryota; Dinophyceae; Suessiales; Symbiodiniaceae.